Messenger RNA from Vanderwaltozyma polyspora DSM 70294, 1680 nucleotides. RefSeq names its product 5-aminolevulinate synthase (gene HEM1). Lineage: Eukaryota; Fungi; Ascomycota; Saccharomycetes; Saccharomycetales; Saccharomycetaceae. Gene Ontology annotation, molecular function: 5-aminolevulinate synthase activity; pyridoxal phosphate binding. The transcript has a single exon. The record is from RefSeq and is a predicted model, not a curated record. Bases 1 to 1680 code for a protein of 559 amino acids. Gene Ontology annotation, biological process: heme biosynthetic process. Gene Ontology annotation, cellular component: mitochondrial matrix; mitochondrion.
AUGGAGUCCUUGAUCCGUCAAUCUGCAAAGGUCUGUCCUUUUGUUCAUAAGGCUACAUCUUGUUCUCAAGGUUUGAGUCAGGUUGCUAGAACUAAUUUGCCAAAGAUGGCAAAACAGUGCCCAAUAAUGGGUAGAGCCAUUUCUGGAUCUUCUUCUAGAAGAGGUUAUGCUACUUCUUCAUCAGCUACAGCUGCUGCCACUAAUCCAACUACUUCUCAAAGCACCGAAACUGUCGUUGAUCAUGGUACUCAAGAAUCAGGUUUCGAUUACAAAGGUUUAUUCGAAACUGAAAUCGCCAAGAAAAGAAAUGAUAAGUCAUACAGAUAUUUUAACAAUAUUAACCGUUUGGCCCAUCAAUUUCCAUUAGCUCAUCGUCAAAUGGAAGAUGAUAAGGUUACAGUUUGGUGUUCUAAUGAUUAUUUAGCAUUAUCUAAGAACCAACAGGUUGUCGAUAUUAUGAAAAAGACCUUGGACAAAUAUGGUGCUGGUGCUGGUGGUACUAGAAACAUCGCAGGUCAUAACAAACAUGCGUUGAUGUUAGAGGCAGAACUGGCUGCUCUUCAUAAGAAAGAGGGUGCUUUGGUAUUCUCUUCUUGUUAUGUUGCUAACGAUGCUGUCAUCUCACUGUUAGGUCAAAAGAUUAAAAAUUUAGUCAUAUUUUCUGAUGAAUUAAACCAUGCCUCCAUGAUUGUUGGUAUCAAGCAUGCAAACACUGUGAAGCAUAUUUUCAAGCACAAUGAUUUAGAUCAUUUGGAGGAAAUGUUGAAAAUGUACCCAAAAUCAACUCCAAAAUUAAUUGCUUUUGAAUCAGUUUAUUCUAUGUCUGGUUCUGUUGCAAACAUUGAUAAGAUCUGUGAUCUAGCUGAAAAAUACGGUGCUUUAACCUUCUUGGAUGAAGUCCAUGCUGUUGGUUUAUACGGUCCACAUGGUGCUGGUGUCGCUGAACAUUGUGAUUUUGAAGCUCAUCGUGUAUCCGGUAUUGCUACCCCAAAAACUAAGACUACUAUGAGCCGUGUCGACAUGAUUACUGGUACCUUAGGUAAGUCCUUCGGUACAGUUGGUGGUUAUGUUGCUGCUUCCAACACUUUGAUUGAUUGGUUUAGAUCUUAUGCUCCAGGUUUUAUUUUCACUACCAGUUUACCACCAGCUGUCAUGGCCGGUGCUGCUGAAGCCAUCAGAUUCCAACGUUCUCACUUAGAUCUAAGACAAGACCAACAAAGACAUACCAAAUAUGUCAAGGAAGGUUUGAAAGAUUUAGGUAUUCCAGUUAUUCCAAACCCAUCGCAUAUCGUUCCUAUUUUGAUUGGUAACGCAGACUUAGCUAAGCAAGCCUCUGACAUGUUAAUGAACAAACACAAGAUUUAUGUUCAAGCAAUUAACUUCCCAACUGUCUCUCGUGGUACCGAAAGAUUAAGAAUUACACCAACUCCAGGUCAUACUAACGAUUUGUCUGACAUCUUAUUAGACGCCCUAGAAGAUGUAUUCAACAACUUACAAUUACCACGUAUUGCUGAUUGGGAGGCCCAAGGUGGUCUAUUAGGUGUUGGUGAAAAAGACUUCGUUGAAGAAAAGGAUUUAUGGACUGACGAACAAUUACAAUUCACUAACAAAGACUUGCAUCCAAACACUGCAAACCCUGCUUUCGAACAAUUGGAAGUAUCAAGUGGUAUUAAGUUAUAA